This is a messenger RNA of Odocoileus virginianus texanus, 1067 nucleotides long. The record is from RefSeq and is a predicted model, not a curated record. Lineage: Eukaryota; Metazoa; Chordata; Mammalia; Artiodactyla; Cervidae.
GGCGUGACUUCCGGUUCCGGCGGUGGGCUACAAAGCUCGACGCCGAGCAGCUGGUUUCUCUUUCCCGGAGCUGGUGGCGGGGCUUGGCGUCUCGCUCCUCUCCUUCCCCCGUUCACCCGGCCUUCCGAGGGGCACCUGCGCAGGAGUCUGAAAAAUCCUUUUGCAGAGUUCUAGGAUGGAGACUGAAGGGUAUCCAGAGAUGCAAAGAGAUGAAGUCCAGAAUGAUGAAAUAAGGUCACCACCAAAUGAGAUGAUGGCUGAGGAGCCAGAAGGCAUCCUGAUAGCGCCGCCCCAGGUCCAGGUUCCAGCAGAGAGCCCGGCUGAAGACUCUGAAGAUGACCUGGAGGCCGUGCCCCUAAGGAGGCCUCUCAACCCUGCAGCCUCCAGGCAGAGGUUCCGGGAGUUCCGCUAUGAAGAUGCAGCUGGGCCCAGGGAUGUCCUGAGACAUCUCCAGGAGCUUGCUGGACAGUGGCUGCGACCUGAUAUUCACACAAAGGAGCAGAUUGUGGAAAUGCUGGUGCAGGAGCAAUUCCAGGCCGUCCUCCCUGAGGAGCUCAGAGCUUGGGCACUGAGGUGUCAGCCUGGGGUCAGAAUCACUGGCUAAAAUCUCACUGCUGCUUUUUCAGCCUACAUAUGAGAAGUGACCAAAGGCUCUCUUUGUUGCAAAUCCAACUACAGUCAUGAGAAAUCUGAACCUUGAUUUUCUUUGAGCUUGCCUUUGCUAGCUGUAAUAAGAAUCAAUGAAAACCUUUUUUUUUUUUUUUUUGCCUGAAGCAGCUUUCUUUCCUGGCAGUAUGAACUCCAAAAUGAGUUUCCCUGCCUUAUUGUAAGGACAAUCAGUCUGCUGCUUGCCUUUGCUCUGCUGAAUCCUCCCCUUUUGCACUUUGUGACACGCUUUAAUAUAUAGUUUUUAUGUAUCCAAAGAGAUGAUUGCUUCAACUUUAAUAGUCUUGAUUCUUGCUGUGGUGGCCUGAAUGGAAGCUUGUGUAACCCCACCAGUAACUCAUUUGGGGUGUCCUUGAAGUAUUAAACUUUGAUUCUUAACAAAAAUGUCCUGUGGUGAUUUA